AUGGCCUCUCCAACUUCCACUCGCGUUAAAGAGAGCAGGGACACCAAGGAGGUGGAGGAUAAACAUGAGACAGAAUCAGAGAGAGAAGCAAGAGAGAAAGAGGAUGUUAAACGGCGGUUGGAAAAUCGAGAAAGGGCAUUUAUCGCAGCCUCCAGGAGAGGAGACAGGACCAUGGAAGCUCGAUUUGAGUCCGCGCUGCGCGCUUCAGAAGUUCACAAAGAACGAACUGGGAAGGGGUUGCGUAUCACCAUGGAAGCUGUCGAGAAGGAAGAGAUGUACGACGAAUUAGAUGAUGAGCACGGCAGAAAACGUCGGUGUCACAUCGAUAGUCUUCAGCUCAGGUCCCAGUCAUUGGAUGUGCACUUACACCCAUACAUGUUGGCCAAUUUUGCAAAACCUCAUGCAAAUUCAUCUUUCUCACAGCUGAACGGUAGCAUACCCAAUCCGUACCACACAGGGCCAAUAUCACCUCAGGGCGUAUAUGAUCCCGCAAUGUACCGAUUCAAUGGCUUACCAGGCGUGGAGGGCAUGUUCAAUAAUCCGUUCAGCCCCCCAGCACCACAUGGACGACCCAGUUCUCUACCUAUUUCACCCAACGCUCCCAGCUAUGAUGGUCAAGGAAUCGCCAAUUUCAACGGUCAAAAUAACAGGCUUAACCGAAGAGUGGCUUCGGAUCCCGCCAUUGCUGUUACACACCUAAAUCAUGCUGGAUCGUCGCCCAUGCGACCGGAAUCUCACCCGCAAAAGUCUGUCCCCAGCUAUCCCAUGAUGCACUCCUCGCAGCAGCAGCAGCAGCAGCAGCAGUGGCAGCAGCACUUGGAACAAACCCGACAGCAAGGGAACGAUUCUACAAGACCGCAUUCCAAUAUCCAACAACUAUAUCAACCCGUGCAGCAAGGGUCUCCAACUAACCAGCAAAGAACCUCGGCCCUUAAACCAGCCCCAAAUAGUCGGCGGCAAUCCUAUCAACAUAUCCAGCAACCGCGCCCUCGACGUCUAAACACCCAAUCUAGGGCGAGUCAGGUUAUACGCAUGAAUUCUUUUGACUGUAUGCCUUAUACUCAUUCUUCUGCUGUCACUUCUCCGGCUGAAGGGAUGGGCAUUACCGGCAGUUAUCCCCGCACUGGCACUGAAUAUAACUGGGGUGCCAACACUUCCGCACUGAAUUCCGCCACCGCUAAAAAUUCUCCUUCCGGCUCUAACAUUGAAAACCCAAGCAAUCAUAAAUUGCCUUCAGGUAGUUUCCAGGAGAUAGAAAGCCAAACUCUCGACCCUCUCAUCCAGUGCACACCAAUUCCAGUAAACACCAAGGUCCCUAUGAUCCAAACUCCAUGUCAUGGAACAUCCCCAGUUUCCAGAGGCUCUUCGGCAGGUUCAAUGACAACCUCGGGUUCCAGUGUUGCUGACCCUUCUCUUCCUUCGCCGGUUGUCAAGCAGGGAUUUUCCGACCAGAAUGCCCUUCCAAUGGGCCUGAGUGAAUACGUUCAGAAUUCAAUCAUGAACAACAACGACCUUUUCCCGGAAGAAAUAGUUGGUUCAGAAACAUCAUCUUUUUUCCAAGAUGCGCUCCCAGACGUCAAUGGACUCGAACUCAACACUGCCUCCCACGAGUGUUCUGACGAGAACGCCUUUCUCAAAUACGAAUAUUCCGACCCAUUUGGUGUAUCCACCUUCUAA
This is a messenger RNA of Histoplasma mississippiense, 1677 nucleotides long. RefSeq lists its product with no specific name. NCBI's taxonomy places the organism in Eukaryota, Fungi, Ascomycota, Eurotiomycetes, Onygenales, Ajellomycetaceae. The coding region runs from base 1 to 1677 and encodes 558 amino acids. The transcript is spliced from 2 exons. The record is from RefSeq and is a predicted model, not a curated record.